AGAGAGAGAGAGAGAGAGAGAGAGAGAAAGAGAGAAAGAGAAAGUAUAAUAUCCCUUGUAACAUAAAUCAACAACGGUGAUUAGAAAGUGUGUCAUCUUUUUACCAACAACGACGUGUUUUUCUCUCUCGAUUAGUUUUGUUUUUAUAGAAAUUAGAAAUAUGUAUGUAAUUUUAGUGUGUUAAAUACUAGUGUGAAAAUAUUGGGAUUUAUUCGUGAUAGAUAAUAGUGUAAACAAGAGAGGAGAAAUAAAAGGUGAUGUGUAUUACAUAUACUAAGAAGAGAAUAGUAUUCCUAUAUUCUUAGUGUAGGAGUAAAGUUCACUGGCCCGUAUAAAGUACUGAUAACAUAACAGUGAACGUUUGACGUAAAUAAGAACACUAAACAAACAAUUGUGGAGGUACUCAUUAACUUUUUCCAUUGUGAACAUUAAAUAGAAAAUAAAAGGAUUAAAAAACAAAAUAAGAAGGACGAAUGAUUGGAUUUGUUUAAAAAAUGAAUUGAUCGUAAGUUAGUGAAAAGAAAGAAGCAAGGAAGGAAGGAAGGAAGGUAGAGAAGAGACAACUGCAAGAUACACGAGUGGUAGCCGGGCCACGUUGGGGUUCGGUAAUACGACACAGUUUUAAUUAAAAGCUCGAAAAGCUCGAAAAUAUCGGAAGUAAGAAGAAGAAGAAGAAGAAGAAGAAGAAGAAGCAGAAGAUCGAAGAAGAGACGCGAAACGAUUGGUGGUGUAACACACGGUGGAAUAGAAGAGUAGCGCUUGUAUCAGUCGUCAGGAGGGAGGCAUAUACCCAGGGUAUAUGCGUGGCGUAUUAAUAGACAUUAGUAGCUAGUUGGUGGGGGGGAGAACGACGCUCGUUGCUCGCGGGUGAAAAUAGAAAAGAAUGUUUUUGGAAUCCAAUUGGACUUGGUUGGCAGAACGAUGGGUCAAUAUGGCCGACUUGGCCGAGCGGGUGGACGAUCUGAUAUGCAGUUUCGACUCGGCUGGUGAUACGACCAUGGAUACAUUAUCGAUGCUGAUAUUCGGUUGGAUGUUAUUUGGUCUUGUUGUAUUGUGCGUCGGCAAGUAUGUCUACAAUCGUUUUGUUUUAAACGAUCUUGGUAGCUCUCACGGUACGAAAGACGGCCAUGUCUUUCACGGUGAUAGUGUUGUGGUGACGAGUGGUACUGCUAGUGCUGCUGGUGUUGCUGCUGGUGCCCCCACCGGGGCUAAGUUUCUCGCACAUCAGGAAAGAUCUAAUAAAUUAUCGGCGUCAUUGGUCGGUGCUCCAUCGGGUACAACCACGAAAACAUCGACUACGACCGGUCCUACUGGAAUUAGUGGUGCCGUUUUAGCUGCCUCUAACGCAGCUGCUUCAUUCGGGGGAGGUGGCAGCGGUUCAUCGUCAACGAUUUCCCUAGCACCCGUUGCUCCAACUUCCUCGACCUCGACCUCUGGUUACGUACCACCUACUCCACCGGUCCGGAAACGACUGACGAGGAAGACUUCCGGUGCUCUUAUCACUCCUGCUAGAAGCUCUAGGGCCCUUCAUUUACCUACGGCGACCGGUGCUGACGCCGAAGCCGUUCGUUGGGUCAACGAACUUAUCGUCUGGCUGCACUCGGACCUUGUCAUCCUCAACGAACUUCUCGCCAUUUGGGUGGCUUCCUUGAACGACUUUACUGCCGGCUCCGUCGACGAGCAUGGAGUGGGCGUCGAAUUUGUACGAGUACUUCCUGAAACACAUCCACCAACACUGUCGAAUAUUUUCUGCGAAUGCGAUUCCAAAGACGACGUGACCAUAACGUGCGACUGCGAGGCAACACCUGCCUUGCAGUUGAAAGCAUUUCGUCAAAAAGGUGACAAAUUGGAAUCUAGUCACUAUCGUGUCAAUGUUAAUCGUUUUCGUGCACGACUCAACGUUGUUUGCAUCACCGAAAAACUUCUCAUCGAUCUCAAAUGCGACGGCUGGCCAGAGGUGAAGGUUUCCCUGGCACAGGUAGGAACAAUAAAAAAGGAUUUGGAUGAGAGCCAACUACAGGAAGUAGUGACGGAAAUCGUGGUUGGUGCUUUGAGGGGUACCAAUGUUCAUUUGAAUCUUUCACAAUAUCCAACUUGUCCAAGAUUAUGGAGAGAACCACCACCCCAACCUGGUUUCUCUUUACCACUUCAUUAUGACAGUAUGAGUAGUUCAAAUUCAAUGAUACACAAGGGAUCUCCUCAACGUCUUCAAACACGUAAUGCAACUUCUGCAACUCAGUUGCAACAACAACAACAACAACAACAACAACAACAGCAACAGCAACAACAACAACAACAAUAUUUGCCAGGUGAAAAGCGUUUGCUUGUAAAAGUUGUACGAGCUACAGAACUUGGUGGUCAACAUCCCUCGGUUGAACCAUAUUGCGUUGUCGAAUUAGAUGAACCACCACAAAAGCAUCAAACUUCUAUCAAAAAGGAUACAACUAAUCCAGUUUGGGACGAAGCAUUUUUGUUUGAUGUCAGUCACAAUACCACCGAGGUACUCUUAGAAAUUUACGAUCAUGUAAAUAAGAGUCAAAAAUUCUUGGGACUUGGAAUAGUUGGGGUCGAAGAACUUCUUGCAAAUCCCAGUCAAAGGCAAAUUAUACCUUUGCAAGGUAGACCUUACGAGGAGGACGACGUCACUGGCACCCUCACCGUUGAGUUUCUUUUCAUCGAGGGUGCUGAGGUGCCACAGAUCGGAACGAAGCCAUACAAAGUGAAGGAGACAAUAAAACCGAUGUCACCGACUCGUACCUACAAUCCAGCGACCAAUCUCGUCAGCAGCAAUAGUCUUAAUUACAACAAUGGUAACAGCACUCUUAUCUUGUACGACAAUACCACUCUGUCAGACGGGGAUCCUUAUCUGACAAAUGGUAAUGUGGAUUCACCAUAUAGAAGUGGUCAAACUAACGGUAAUAAAGGAACUCUGAUAGUGCACAGUCAGCAAAGGCAAGCAGAGCGGCAAGUAGUAAAGGUAGCUAUGACGGAAAACGGAAAUUGGCAAGAAAUUUCCCCUGAGCAUGGAGGGAAGGACACAAGUGUAACAUCAGGACCAGAAAGUACACCAAAUUCCUCUAAUUCAGAAGAAAGAGGAAGAACGAGAAGAAAACGAAGAGACUUUUUCGGUACUAUAAAAAAACGUUUAAGUCGAUCAAAAACAAGAAGUAGAUCGGUUGGUCCUGAAGGAGACACCAAUCACGAGGAUGCACAUUCAAGGUCGAUAUCCGCUGACAGAGCACGAGAUCCUGGAUCAGCACAUUUGUCAAUACCAGGAAGAGAAGAACAUUCGAGGAGAUCUAGUUUGAGCGAAGCAUCCGGUAUCAGCGGAACUUCUACGAGAACAUACGUUAAUGAGGCCUCCACCCUUGUUUUAGAAACCCUGGAAAAUGGUAUCAAAAAACAUUACUUGGUUCCAUUAUCAUUAGCACAAAAAAGCAAAUGGAGGAAAAAGGGCACGAAAUUACAUAUAUUCAACGAUCACACCUUCAUCGCAAAACACAUGGCAGGAGGUACGGUGUGUGAAGUGUGUAAACGAACGUUAGCUCGAAGAUUAGGCAAACAAGGAUACGAGUGUAGGGAUUGUCAAAUGAAGUGUCAUAAACACUGUCAUGUUAAAGUUGACACGACGUGUCCUACGUCAACUAUACAAAGCAUCGAAUUGACUUACAUAAGGGUUCCACAACUUGAAAGGAAAUCAUCGAUGCGUUUAUGCUGAUCUGGGGACUUCUAUUUAUUUCUACACAUUAGUGUGUGGUCUUUUUAUUAACAAUUAAAUACAAAUUGGUAGGAUGAACAAAACAAAAGAAGAAGAAGAAGAAGAAGAAUAAGAAGAAGAUAAAGAAGAAAAAUAAAAAAAACGUAACGAAGUUGACAAACGUGCGAAAUGAAAGUAAAUGAAAAAUAAUUCUCAAAAAAAAGAAAAAAAAACAACUUAUUAAAUGAGUUUUACACGGUACUUACUUACGAACAGAUGAUUUAAUUGAGCUCUGUCGAUAAAGUAGAUAUUUAAACGAAAUCAUUUUUUCCCUCUACCACCAGCAAUUUUGAAAAAACUGCUUAGCUCUAAAAAAAAAAAAAAAAAAAACACUUCACUUUUGGAUGAAAUUUCUCUCGGAAUUUUAAGCAAAAAAAUAAUGAAAACGAUUAUACAAAAUGACAGGGAAAUGCAACAGUUUAUUUAAAAAAAAAAAAU
Polistes dominula (European paper wasp) is the source of this 4195-nucleotide messenger RNA. RefSeq lists its product as uncharacterized. NCBI's taxonomy places the organism in Eukaryota, Metazoa, Arthropoda, Insecta, Hymenoptera, Vespidae. The record is from RefSeq and is a predicted model, not a curated record.